AUGGCUAUAAUUUGUCUUUCUCAGUGUAACAAGGAAAGAACUGGAAAUAUAUUCAUUGAGAUCUUCACUCUUAUCAUUGGUGACCCGAACGUGCUUUACUUUAGUUAUGUCGUGCCAAGGCUAUCCUUCACCUGUUUCAGACCCACCUUGGUGACCGUCUCUUGCAAGCUACCUACGUUUUGGCCAGCAGAUCCUGAACUAUGGUUCGCGCAGGUCGACGCACAGUUCCGUGUUACUUCACAGGCGACCAAGUUCGAAUACGUUAUAGCUACCUUGGAUCCCCAGUAUGCUGCUGAAGUACGAGACCUCAUUCUGAAGCCUCCAGAUGCCGACCCUUAUGAUAGACUUAAGGAGGAAUUAAUCAAGAGGACCACUGCCUCUGAACAACGCCGUCUUCAGUUACCUAUUAAUGCGGAGGACUUAGGAGACAGGACACCCUCUCAACUUUUACGACAUACGCAACAGUUGUUGGGUGGCAAAGCUGCUUCUUUUAAUCAGUCUUUUCUUCGCCAGUUAUUCCUCCAGCGCUUGCCUCCAAAUGUAUGUAUGGUUCUCGCCUCUACUAAGGAUGAUGAGGAUCUUGAGUCUCUGGCUUCUUUGGCUGACAAAGUGGUAGAAGUAGCCUCACGUGCUGUUAAUGCAGUACAAACUACAGAACUCUCCACUGAGGUAGAACAGCUACGUAGUGAUAUUGCUACUCUCAAGAAGCUGGUGACGUCCCUCUCUGAUUUAAGGCACCCUCGUUCUUUUAGACGCCGUACUCCCAGCCCAGCUCCACCUGAUAGACCCACUACCUUAUGCUGGUACCACGCCCAAUUUGCUGAGAAGGCUACUAAGUGCACCAAACCUUGCUCUUGGUCUCAGGGAAACGUACAGGCCAAUCGUUGA
This is a messenger RNA of Amphimedon queenslandica, 888 nucleotides long. RefSeq lists its product as uncharacterized. The record is from RefSeq and is a predicted model, not a curated record. The transcript is spliced from 2 exons. NCBI's taxonomy places the organism in Eukaryota, Metazoa, Porifera, Demospongiae, Haplosclerida, Niphatidae. Bases 1 to 888 code for a protein of 295 amino acids.